Larimichthys crocea (large yellow croaker) is the source of this 2928-nucleotide messenger RNA. It is a transcript of the gene klf15, whose product is annotated as Kruppel like factor 15. The record is from RefSeq and is a predicted model, not a curated record. The transcript has 3 exons. Gene Ontology annotation, biological process: regulation of transcription by RNA polymerase II. The coding region runs from base 460 to 1872 and encodes 470 amino acids. NCBI's taxonomy places the organism in Eukaryota, Metazoa, Chordata, Actinopteri, Sciaenidae. Gene Ontology annotation, molecular function: RNA polymerase II cis-regulatory region sequence-specific DNA binding; DNA-binding transcription factor activity, RNA polymerase II-specific.
GGGGACGAGCCUUCAGCCAGCAGCCUCUCAUUUCUCACAACCGUGUAACACACGGGCAGUCAUGUGACGGUCAUAUAGUACAACUCAGCCAGAGCUCAGCCAGUCUGAACGCUGCUGCCGCUGCAUGGCAAGUCUCAAGGGCAAAAGCUGCUCUGCCAACAGACGGAUGCACCGGAUAAAAACACUUCUCCCCGCGCCUUUUGCUUUGGGAUUAUAUUUGAUCUGAGUGAGCGAGACAUACUGUAUCCUGGCUGGAGUCCUUGGAUUGUGAGAGUAUUUCCCCGACUUUCUCCACCCCGAGAGAGCACACCAGGUGUUGGAUGGUGGGAAGUGUGGCCUUGGUGACCUGGGUUUGUUUGGCCUAACUUUCCCAGCAGCACAAGGAAUAAUUCUCUCACAAAUCAUCGGAAACACAGACUCUGAGUCCAACAAGAGACAGCAGUUUGGCAGUAUCCAGGGAUGGUAGAUAACUCCCCAGUUAGCGAGGGGACUUUUCUUCUUUACAGUGGCUCUCCACAGGCCUAUCAGCUAUCAGACAUGGUGACAGAUCUGGGCUCCUACCAAGUGAUGCCGUCACCUUUUUCGGAGGAUGACCUGAGCGAGUCAUCCAGCCCUCGCUCCUGUUCCAGCCCAGACUCCCAGGUGCUCAGCUCCAGCUAUGGCAGCAACUCCAGUGUUGAGAGCCAGGACAGCAUCCUGGAUCACCUGCUGUCCCAGGCCUCUUUAGGAAGUGCCAGUGUAGUGCAGACAGGAUCCGUGACACCUAUACCAUUGUCCACUUUUCACUGGGACUCACGGAAAGAUGAGCUCUCCAAACGUGAGCCCAUAAAGGAGGAGAAUUUUGACUUCCUCACCUGGUCCAAUGUGGAGACAGAGGAACAACUUGGAGGGUGUUUCCAGCCCACGCUGGAAGAGAUCGAAGAAUUCCUGGAGGAAAAUAUGGAGGUGGUAACAAUGAAGCAGGAGAUCCGAGAAAGUUGCCCUGGGUUGGGAGUGGGACUGGAGGAGGCUCUUGGUCUAGAAGUUGGUCUGGAGUGGUGCAGAGAGGCCUCCCCUGAGCCUAAGCUGGAGCAUGAGGCUAAGUAUUCAGACCAAACUGUCCCCACUUCCAGCACUGCUGGCCUAGCCACUGCUGCCUCCAGUGAGACCAAAUCAGUUAACCCCACAAAUGAGUCCAGCACAGAGGCCAAGAAAGCAUCAGGCAACAAAGCUUCAUUAGCAGACAGUGGCACAAACAGUAGUGGGAUGCCGGUCAUCCUACAGAUUCAGCCCCUUCAGAUCAAGCAGGAGCCUGCAGUAGCACCUCUUACGCCAGUGCCCCAGCCCCCACAGCCUGCCCCAGCUUCAGACAUCAAAAUUGCACAGCUACUGGUCAACAUCCAAGGUCAGACCUUUGCCCUGGUACCCCACGUCCUGCCCUCCCCCAACCUUAAUGUCUCUUCCAAGUUUGUGCGCAUUGCUCCUGUCCCUAUUGCAGCCAAGCCUCUGGGGAUCGGGGGUAACUCAGCCAGCCAGGGGUCAGGGAUUCUCGUUGGAGGUCAAAAGUUCCAGAAGAACCCGGUGGCGGAUCUUAUCAAAAUGCACAAAUGCACAUUUCCUGGCUGCACCAAGAUGUACACCAAGAGCAGCCACCUGAAGGCUCACCUGAGGAGGCACACGGGGGAAAAGCCUUUCGCCUGCAACUGGCAGGGCUGUGGAUGGAGGUUUUCCCGGUCAGACGAAUUGUCUCGACACCGGCGGUCCCACUCAGGUGUCAAGCCAUACCAGUGUCCAGUGUGUGAGAAGAAAUUCGCCCGCAGUGACCACCUCUCAAAACACAUCAAAGUCCACCGUUUUCCACGAAACAGCCGGACAGUUCGCUCGGCAAACUGACGCCCCCGCUAGGAUCACUGGGAUCACUGAUCAUCUUGCAUACAGACUUAGGCCAUGGCAAGGUGUGAGCGUGAACGUAUGGGUGUGCGUACAAAUGUUUGCGCCUUCAUCAAGUCAAUUUGAGUUUGUGAGUGGAGGCACGCCUUGCUUUUUGUUUCAGCAGUCUGUGAUUGUUCUAAUUUAUUGUACAAAAGUGAAGCAACGCGGUUACCAUCCUGUAAUCAGCUGAAGGUUGUUGUUGCUGUUGGUGCUUUGGUAUGUUGUACUCCUUAUAUUUUUUCUGUCCUUAUCGCCUGCUUAAGCAGAAGAUAAGAUAAGCUUAUUUUCAUUCAGUCUGGAUUAUGGGAUAGCUUUGGUAAUAGCCUUGCGUGUCCAUUCUACCUGGAUAAAAACAACUGCCUUUUAUCUUCCUGAAAGCUGCCAAUGUCUUGGACAUUCCUCAUCUUAUGCAAUGUUCAGGAAGUCAGACUGAAGUUCAUUCGGAUCCUCGUAAGAUAUUACCGGGUCUUCCUGGGGUCCACAAAGGUUUCUGCUGUGGGGUUUUUGUUGCCUUGCACCACAGUCUAUUGACAGUACAGUUGGAGGACCUUUAUUAUUCAACUUUGUGUUGAUGCACCUGUCAGAAUAUGUGGACAUGAACUACUGAUUGCAUAAGGGAAAUCUCAUGAUAAGCUACCGGGACUCACAUUUUUACAGCAACUUAGAGAACCUGCUGAGACACACGGAGGAGGAGAAUGACAGAGCAACACAAGAAAUGCAAAAGUGAAACACAACUAAAGGUUAAGUGCACAGUGAUUGUUAAAUCAGCCUUCUGAUCAGUGUUAAAUGAUCUUUGUUCAUUGUUUAAGCAAAAUCAUGUGUAGCUACUUGCUGGUCUUCUAUUUGUCUCGCUUUUUGGCCUUACUGUACCACAAAAUCCUUACUGGAGACCCAAACGGUUUUGGGGAAUCAGGCUUUUCAAAUGAUCCAUGAUGGGAUGUAAAGUGGCUGUUCAAAAGGUGUCAUAUAUGGUCCAUGUCAGUCAGUGCAUAGCCACGGAACUGAAUGUCUGUCUGC